AUGGCCAAAAAAUAUCCACCUGUUUAUACCACUUCGACCGGUGCACCGGUUUCAGACCCUUUCUCUACACAGAGAAUUUCAAUAAAAAAGGAUGGUUACAAGUAUGCACCACCAACAGGACCAUUACUUCUGCAAGAUUUUAAGUUAAUCGAUUCCUUGGCCCAUUUUGACAGGGAGAGAAUUCCAGAAAGAGUUGUACAUGCCAAGGGUGCAGGUGCGUUUGGAUACUUUGAGGUGACUGAUGACAUUUCGGAUGUCUGCAGUUCGAAGUUUCUGAACACAAUUGGCAAGAAGACCAGGACAUUCACCAGAUUUUCCACAGUCGGUGGCGAAAGGGGAUCGGCCGAUUCUGCAAGAGAUCCAAGAGGUUUUGCCACGAAGUUCUAUACGGAGGAUGGUAACUUGGACUUGGUGUACAACAACACGCCAAUAUUCUUUAUCAGAGAUCCUACCAAGUUCCCACACUUCAUUCACACCCAGAAAAGAAACCCUCAGACCAAUUUGAAGGAUGCGAAUAUGUUCUGGGACUACCUUACUGCCAACCCUGAGUCGCUUCACCAGGUGAUGUAUCUUUUCACGAAUCGUGGAACUCCUGCAUCGUUGAGAAUGAUGAAUGGCUACUCUGGACACACGUACAAGUGGUAUAACGCGAAAGGAGAGUGGAAGUAUGUUCAGGUUCACUUCAAGUCGAAAUUGGGGGUCCAUAACCUGAAUAAUGAGCAGGCGGGUGAGCUGGCCGGUGCUGAUCCCGAUUUUGCAACCAGGGAUCUUUUUGAGGCAAUCGAGAAGGGUGACUUCCCAGUGUGGGAGUGCUACAUACAGACCAUGAGCCUCGAGGAGUCCAAGAAGUUGCCAUUUUCCGUCUUUGACCUCACAAAAGUCUGGCCGCAUAAGCAAUUCCCAUUGAGGCACUUUGGCCGCCUGGUGCUCAACGAAAAUCCACAAAACUACUUUGCAGAAGUGGAACAGGUUGCAUUCUCACCUUCAAAUACGGUCCCAGGAAUGGAGGCAUCAAAUGAUCCUGUCUUGCAAUCCAGACUCUUCUCGUAUCCAGAUACACAGAGACACAGACUUGGUACAAACUUUGCCCAGAUACCGGUGAAUUGUCCGUUCAAAUCCGGUUCAUUUGCUCCGCAGAUAAGAGAUGGCCCUAUGUGUGUCAAUGGCAAUCUUGGACCAACUCCUAACUAUGCUAAUGCCUACAACUGCCCGGUUCAGUACAAUGCAAAGGCAAAGCCUUCCGGCGAUAAGCCUGACGAGGAAUAUUCAGGAGAGGUUGUUCCAUUCCAUUGGACGGUUACUGACUACGAUUAUGUUCAGCCUGGCAAACUUUGGGAUGUUCUAGGAAGAGAGCCUGGAGAACAGGAGGCACUAAUCCACAAUGUGGCUACCAAUGCCAUUAAUGCCAACGAUGAAAUCCAGGAGAGGGUUUGCGAAUAUUUCGGCAAGGCCAAUCCUGAGAUUGGAGUGUCUCUUCACCGUGCCCUUCAAGAGUUGAAGAAUAAGGGGAAGAUGUAA
This is a messenger RNA of Brettanomyces bruxellensis, 1518 nucleotides long. It is a transcript of the gene PXP9, whose product is annotated as Peroxisomal catalase. The transcript has a single exon. The coding region runs from base 1 to 1518 and encodes 505 amino acids. The record is from RefSeq and is a predicted model, not a curated record. Gene Ontology annotation, cellular component: peroxisome; mitochondrion; cytoplasm. Lineage: Eukaryota; Fungi; Ascomycota; Pichiomycetes; Pichiales; Pichiaceae. Gene Ontology annotation, biological process: response to hydrogen peroxide; hydrogen peroxide catabolic process. Gene Ontology annotation, molecular function: heme binding; catalase activity.